Messenger RNA from Melospiza georgiana, 570 nucleotides. RefSeq names its product p53 apoptosis effector related to PMP-22-like. The transcript has 3 exons. Gene Ontology annotation, cellular component: cell-cell junction; membrane. The record is from RefSeq and is a predicted model, not a curated record. Gene Ontology annotation, biological process: cell-cell adhesion. The coding region runs from base 1 to 570 and encodes 189 amino acids. NCBI's taxonomy places the organism in Eukaryota, Metazoa, Chordata, Aves, Passeriformes, Passerellidae.
AUGGUGAAGUACGGCCUGGACUACACGCGCUGCAGAUGGAUCCUGCCCCUGCUCCUGGGCAUCGGGGUCAUCUUCGGCAUCAUCGCUCUGGCGGGCUGGGGCUGGCUGGAGUCGCAGACCCUGCCCUACGUGCUGCAAGCGUCGCUCUGGCAGAUCUGCAGGAGGGGUGACCAGGGCGGGCAAUGGAGCUGCGAGUCCCUCAUGGGCUACGCCUGGGGAAGAGCUGCUGCUGCCACAUACCUGGUUGGCUUUCUACUUCUGGUCAUCUGUUUUGCACUGGCCAUCAUAGCGUUUGCCAUCGACACGCUUCGGUUCAACUUCAUCCGUGGCAUCGGAGGCUUGCUGUUUGUGGCUGCUGUGUUCUCCAUCAUGGGCCUGGUCAUUUACCCAGUAAAGUUCUCAUCUGAAAUUGAGAUGACAGGAGUCAAUAUGUUCAGCUGGGCCUACGGCUUUGGCUGGACCACUGCCAUUAUGGAAAUAUGCUUGGGCUUCUUCUUCUGCUGCCUUCCUAACUAUGAAGAUCAGAUCCUGGGUAAUGUCAAGCCCACAUAUUUUUACUCUUCCCCAUAA